Cydia fagiglandana is the source of this 1130-nucleotide messenger RNA. RefSeq lists its product as uncharacterized. The coding region runs from base 51 to 1070 and encodes 339 amino acids. Lineage: Eukaryota; Metazoa; Arthropoda; Insecta; Lepidoptera; Tortricidae. The transcript has 4 exons. The record is from RefSeq and is a predicted model, not a curated record.
UAAGCAUUUAUUCAUAAAUAUUUUCGGUUUGUGUUGGAGAAGUACCAAAAAUGGGGGGGCACAUUUUUUGGUCCUCCCUAGGGAUACUGCUUCUGGCCACGAGCCAUAUAGAGGCUUGCUGUAGUGAGAAGGGCUUGUGUCUGCUUGAAACACUAAAAGAUUUGAAGGAAUGUAAGAAGCUCGCUUUGGCGUCGUUAUUGAAGCCGAAGAAGAUUUCAGAUGACUGUCUUGAUGCGCCGCCGACCAUCCUGUUGAUGCCGGCGAACGCGCCGCCACCACCAGCCUCCCCGCUUCUCUAUGCAUCGGCCCCACCGCCGUGUUUACCUCCACCUCUUCUAUUACCUCCGCCGCCUCCGCCGUCAAUUGUUUUACCCGCGCCGCCCCCUUGUGCGGCUCUGCCGGCGUUACCACAACCGCCUUUAUACCUGCCGGCGCCGGCUCCUCCACCUCUUCUACUGCCUCCCCCGCCUCCGCCGCUCGUUCUACCCGCGCCCCCAUGUGCGCCUCCGCCAUUAGUUCUCCCGGCGCCGUCUCUUCCACCUCUAUUGCUGCCACCGCCGCCGCCGCCGUGCUUACUCCCACCGCCGGUAGCGCCGCCGCCUCAAGUUGUCUAUGCGGCACCUCCGCCCCCGCCACCGCAGCCGUUGUUGCUGCAGGCACCGCCGCCACCGCCUCCACAACUCCUAAUGGCUCCACCGCCGCCGCCGCCACAGCUCUUGCUGCAAGCUCCUCCUCCGCCUCCGCCGCAGAUAGUGUACCAGAAGCCUGCUGCGCCACCAGCUCCUUUACUACUGCAGGCGCCGCCUCCUCAGUAUGCGCCGGCUCCAUUGGCGCUGCCGCCUCCGGCCUGUCCGCCGCCAAUGUUUCUCCCUGCUCCCGCGCCGCCGCCGAUGUACUUGACAGCUCCUCCGCCGCCGCCGGCGUACUAUCCUGCGCCGGCGCCGCCUUGCAGCUGCGCUGCGCCGCCGCAGCCCAUCCCGGUGAAGAGCUUCAUCGUGCCUCCGCCGAUUCCAUGCUCUCUCGAGCCCAAGCCGCUGCCGCCGUGCAAGUGCAAAUGCAAAUACUUUUAAUACUUUUAUAUAGUUUUAAUCAUAUUUAUUACAAUAAACACAAUUUUCAUAAAUUUACAA